CUUCGGUCCUUCAUCAAACAAGUGGUGUGCAAAGCAGUAAAACCAGGAUCUCAAAUACACAAAAACCACCGAUUGCGUCAUUCGCGUUUAUUCUCUUCUCGCUCAGUUUUUGAUUCUCUCUCUCUCUCUCUCUCUUUCUCUCUCUCACUUUACUUUCCAAUUUGCUCCUCUCUCUAAAUCAAUGCUCGCGAUCACAACCUACUCGAACUCAUCCAAUUCCAAUUGUAUCGAUCUGUGUAUAUAUAUAUAUAUGUUAACCAAGGCUUAGUUAAUUGAAUUCUACUUUUAUUUGUUAAUCUAAGUUUUUUUUUUACAUGGAAAUGGCUUCAAUUUCUUCGAGUCCUCGUUCUGUAGAAGAGAUCUUCAAAGAUUAUAGCGGUAGACGAGCCGGCAUAGUUCGUGCUUUGACUUCCGAUGUUGAUGAAUUUUAUGGACUCUGUGAUCCAGACAAGGAGAACUUGUGUCUAUAUGGACAUCCAAAUGAAACUUGGGAAGUCACUCUUCCAGCAGAGGAAGUUCCCCCAGAGCUUCCUGAGCCUGCGCUUGGGAUCAAUUUUGCCAGAGAUGGUAUGAACCGUAGAGAUUGGCUUUCGCUGGUUGCAGUGCAUAGCGACUGUUGGUUGCUCUCUGUGGCUUUCUAUCUUGGAGCCCAGCUUAACCGUAAUGAAAGGAAACGCCUCUUUAGCAUGAUCAAUGAUCUACCCACUGUUUUCGAAGUUGUGACAGAAAGGAAGCCUGUGAAAGACAAGCCCAGUGCAGACAGUGGAAGCAAAUUCCAUGGCAGCAUCAAGAGAUCAAGCGAUGGACAGGUGAAAAGUAAUCCGAAGCUUGCAGAUGAGAGUUACGAGGAGGAUGAAAAUGAACAUAGUGAAACCCUCUGUGGGAGCUGUGGUGGGAAUUAUAGUGCGGAUGAGUUUUGGAUUGGCUGCGACAUCUGUGAGAGGUGGUACCACGGGAAGUGUGUGAAGAUCACUCCGGCUAAAGCUGAGAGUAUCAAACAAUACAAAUGCCCAUCUUGCAUGAAGCGAGGCAGGCUGUAGUUCCUUCUAAAACCAGCAAAAGGGCAUUGAACAGCAGCUGACAAAGUAGUAUAGAAAAUAUUAUCCUUCUUAUGCUUGUAAUUGGAUUUGUCAUGGUGCUUGUUUAUAGUGAAUGGUCUCAGAUAGUUGGAGAUGGCCUUUGUCCCUCCAAAUCUCCGUGUUCAUGCUUAUAUUUAUGUGUUGUCGUAUUUUCUUAAUUAUUGCAGAUAACAUUUGAUGCUUGUGGAGUUAUCCCCA
This is a messenger RNA of Camellia sinensis, 1277 nucleotides long. Its product is annotated as PHD finger protein ALFIN-LIKE 1. Gene Ontology annotation, biological process: regulation of DNA-templated transcription. Gene Ontology annotation, cellular component: nucleus. NCBI's taxonomy places the organism in Eukaryota, Viridiplantae, Streptophyta, Magnoliopsida, Ericales, Theaceae. Gene Ontology annotation, molecular function: transcription cis-regulatory region binding; transcription coregulator activity; histone binding. The record is from RefSeq and is a predicted model, not a curated record.